UUCUGCCAGUUCGAUAACGUCACUGUAAACAAACAUGGCGGCUGUGCGGUUCGCUCUUUUAGCAUCAAACAUCUUUAAACCUGUCCUGGAUUAAUAAACAACGACAUGCAUUUACAGUUAGUAAGUAGAUACGCGUUUCGUUGUUUGUGUCGGUGACGGGAGCUGCAAUUUAGCUCCAGCAAAUGUCGAAUUUGACUUACUAGCUGAGCUAGCUCAGUUAGCUGGUUACCAAGGCAACGUUAGCCAACAGUUUAGCGAGCUCCCUCCCGAAGCGGUGAGUUUCUCUUGUUAAAGCUGAUUUAUCUUCAGAGCAGCACAUUUUUUACACGCCGAAUUAAAAGACAGUCUUUCAACUCUUGUAAGAUUCAAGUAAUUAGUAAGUAACCUUGUUUAUUAAUGAGCCGAGAAGCGAAACUUUCUGAACAAAUUAAUUUAUGACUGGAGUUCAGGGUUCGCGUAACUUGUUGUUUUCCUGCCUCUGCUAGUCAACUGGAAGCUACAACAAUGGCCCAGACUGGUUGUUCUGGAGCUCAAUAACAUUUUAUUUUGUCUGUCGGAGUUUCUUGGUGAACUCAGCACUUUAAUAUUUCACCGUGUUGAUUUAAUAGAAGCUCCGCUGCAGAAGACCAUCUGAGAAACGUUUAAUUUUAAGCUGCAGCGAUGAUUUUUGAGCUGUGCUGUAAACAAACUUGACUCCAGCUGAAGUUAAAGGAAAUAUCAGCUGAGAAAACUGAACCUGGGAGCUCUGCAGACACACUGAGGCUGAUGGAGCAGUACAGUAUUCUGGGUCGGAUCGGAGAAGGAGCUCAUGGUAUCGUAUUCAAGGCCAAACACAUUGAGACAGGAGAGACGGUGGCUCUGAAGAAAGUCGCUCUGAGGCGGCUGGAGGACGGCAUCCCCAACCAGGCUCUGAGGGAGAUCAAGGCCUUGCAGGAGAUCGAGGACAACCAGCAUGUGGUGAAGCUGAAGGACGUCUUUCCUCACGGCACCGGCUUCGUCCUCGUCUUCGACUUCAUGCUGUCGGACCUCUCGGAGGUCAUCAGGAACUCCCAGCGACCUUUGACCCCAGCGCAGGUCAAAGGUUACAUGAUGAUGCUGCUGAAGGGCGUGGCCUUCCUGCACCACAACAACAUCAUGCACCGGGACCUGAAGCCAGCGAACCUCCUCAUCAGCUCCUCGGGUCACCUGAAGAUCGCAGACUUCGGUCUGGCUCGGCUGUUCAGUGAGCAGGAAGAGAGACUGUACAGCCACCAGGUGGCCACCAGGUGGUACAGAGCACCUGAGCUGCUGUACGGAGCCCGAAAGUACGACGAAGGAGUCGACCUGUGGGCAGUAGGUUGUAUCUUUGGGGAGCUCUUGAACUCGUCUCCUCUGUUUCCUGGAGAAAACGACAUCGAGCAGCUCUGUUGUGUCCUCAGAGUGUUAGGAACGCCGACACAGGACAGCUGGCCGGAGAUCGUGGAGCUGCCCGACUACAACAAGAUCACCUUCAAGGAGAAUCCAGCCAUCCCAUUGGAGGAGAUCGUCCCCGACACCUGUCCCCAGGCCGUCCACCUGCUCUACAAGUUCCUGGUUUACCCGUCCAGGCAGCGCUGCUCCGCCUCACAGGCCCUCCUCCAUCCCUACUUCUUCUCAUCUCCACUUCCUGCCCACCACUCAGAGCUGCCCAUCCCUCAGGGGGGGCCGCCCCCCCGCCAGCGCCUCCAGGCUCCGCCCACCGACUUCUCAGUGGACUUGCCCCUGCAGAGCAGCGUGGUGGACCCCGCACUGCUGCAUGGCCACGCCUCCUGCCUCUGAACCGACCAAUCGGCUUCACUUUCAUCGAGUGCUUCAUUUAUUAUCGGCUCCACCAGCGGGUUCUGGAUUAGAACAAAAAGCUCAACAUAUGUAAAGUUUUUCUGCUCUGUUUAAAUGAUUUCUGAAUUUUAAAACACCACGUCAUGUUCAGGAGUCCAGCUGGUGAGUUUGACUCCAACAUUCUAUGGCUCUGGUUUUGGUCUACCGACUGUACUACCGACUGUACUACCGACUGUACUACCGACUGUACUACAACUGUACUACCGACUGUACUACCAACUGUACUACAACUGUACUACCGACUGUACUACCGACUGUACUACCGACUGUACUACGACUGUACUAUGACUGUACUACGACUGUACUACGACUGUAUUACCGACUGUACUACAACUGUACUACCGACUGUACUACGACUGUACUACGACUGUACUACCAACUGUACUACCGACUGUACUACCGACUGUACUACCGACUGUACUACGACUGUACUAUGACUGUACUACGACUGUACUACGACUGUACUACGACUGUAUUACCGACUGUACUACAACUGUACUACCGACUGUACUACGACUGUACUACCGACUGUACUACAACUGUACUACGACUGUACUACAACUGUACUACCGACUUUACUACAACUUUACUACCGACUUUACAACUUUACUGCAACUGUACUGCAACUGUACUACGACUGUACUAUCGACUGUACUACAACUGUACUAUGACUGUACUACAGCUGUACUAUGACUGUACUACCGACUAUACUACAACUGUACUACAACUGUACUCCGACUGUACUACAAUUUUACUACAACUUUACUGCAGCUGCACUACAACUGCACUACAGCUGUACUACGACUGUACUACGACUGUACUACCAACUAUACUACAACUGUACUACAACUGUACUGCAACUGUACUAUCGACUGUACUAUCGACUGUACUACAACUGUACUAUGACUGUACUACAACUGUACUAUGACUGUAAUACCAACUGUACUGCAACUUUACUACAACUGUACUGCGACUGUACUACAAUUUUACUACAACUUUACUACAGCUGUACUACAACUGCACUACAGCUGUACUACGACUGUACUUUGACUGCACCAGGUACUGCAAUCAGUACUACCAGCUGUUUGUCUCCAGCAGCUCCUCCACUUCUUCAGCCACAUUAGCCGUUUUUAUUUGAUGUUUUUAUACGUAUUAGACGGCUCAUGUUAGAAGAAGCAGAAUAAAUGAACCUGAAACAUGUAAAUUCUUAAUUUCUGGAAAAAGUUUUCUGCUCUCUCAAAGUAAUUUUUGAGUUUCUCAGAAAACGAGUCACGUUUGAUGCGUUUGGGUGAGUUUCAGUCCAGCAUUUUCUCUUUUAGCUAGUUUUUGGUCUCCUGAGGAAACUUCAGUCUAUUCAGCUGCUAAAUUCUGCACUUUCUGUGUUUUUAUAACGUGUUUUUAUCCAGUGUUUUUUUUAGUUUGGUUUGUUUCUCUUUGUUGUUUGACAUUUUUAUUGCUAGUUCCAGAUGUUUUCUGUCGUCUCACACUUGUAGAAUUACCAGCUGUGUUCUUAUGACAGACACUUGUUUGCAUUUCAUUAGAAAACGUUGAUGGAAUACGUGAAAUUUAGAAACAAAACUCCACGUUUCUGACGCGAGGAGCUUGGGGUGGAUGGAGGGCGCCAACAGAAACUCUGGUUCAAGACAGAUGGAAACGUGUCGCGUCUCAUCGGCUUUUUCUGCUUUUACGACCUCUACAAACUGAACCAGGACGGAGGAAGUUUUAGCUUUUUACACAAUCUGAUUAAAGUAGACGUGAAGAAUGAAGUGGUUUUGAUGAAAUAUCAGGAUUUUAGUUCAUUUUCCCGUCAGAAUUCACACAUAAUACAUUGGAGGAGUGUUGUAAAGAAAAUCCAGUGAGUCUUUGUGUUUUUACAGUUUCCAGCUGAUAAACGUUGAAUUAGAAAAGAAACUAACCUGUUUUUUGGUGAGUUUUGGACUUUAGAGGAUUUAAUAAUAAUUAAAAACUUCCUGAAAAGUGAAAGAAUCUGCAGCAAAGCAAGCACUUACGUUAAUUAUUAUAUUAUAAUAUCCAUAAAUGGAGAGAACCAAAGCUUUUAAAUAAUCUUUUAAAUCUGCUUCAGACUUUAUUGUUGGACUUCAGCUCUUUUUGUGUUUUAUCUUUCUUCUCUUUGUGUUUUAUUGUGUUUUCUUUCUAUAUAUUUCAACUGUACGACUCUUUAUUUGUUUAAAAUGCUCCUCCUAACAAUAUUUAAAUAUAUAACAGUACUAAAUGCUCUGAUAUUUUGUCCUCAGAGAGUUUGAGUUUCAUUUUAUCUGAUUUCAUUCAGCAGAAAUUAAACUUUAGAUUUCAGAAGUCAGGUUUUGUGGGCGGAGUCUAACCCUUCCUCUUCCUGAUGAUGUCAGAGCAUCAGCAGCCAAUCAGCAGCUCCUCUUCCUCCUUUAAAUACCUGACAUGUUUUAUGUUUUCAUCAGAGCAGCUUCUUCUCCCUCAGAAACACAGCGAUGAUGUCACACUACUCGCCGGCGGCUGAUUGGUCCUCGGCCGUGGCGACUGCCGGAUCUGAAGCGAGUUUCAGCGCUGAGUUUGGCCCCGCCCCCUCAGAGACUCUCCUCCAAUCACCUUUCACGUCCCACGACACUCCACUCCUCCUCCGCCCCUCCCUGUGGGUGGACAACUCCAACUGUCAAUCAGCAGCUCCAUGGACUGGUUACUAUGGCGACACAAGUGCUGUCCCCUCCCCCUCUGCAGCUGAUUGGAGGCUAUCUGGCGGUCUGUGCUGGGGGCGGGACUUUGGACCAGAGCAGCGUCAGUGUGUGAGCUGUGGCAGCUGCAGCGCCCCCCUGUGGAGAAGAGGCGCUGCAGGACAACACCUGUGUAACACCUGCAGCCUCCAACAAACAAACAACAACAACAACGAGAACGACAAGAACGCACCACUGCUGAGACCAAAGAGGAGAACUACGGUGAAUCAGAAAAAAGGAACUGAAUGUUUCAACUGUCAAACUAAAAUCACGACUCUGUGGAGAAGAAACUCUGCAGGAGAACCAGUCUGUAACGCCUGUGGACUGUACUACAAACUACACCAGGUGAACCGGCCUUUAGCGCUGAAGAGAGACGGAAUCCAAACCAGAAGGCGAAAACUGACCAAUAAGAAGACGAACCAGAGGAAGGCCAACCAAUCAGAGCUCAUGCUGUCCAGCCCUAGCCCCUCCCACUGAUGAGGUCAAGGCUGGCUCCUCCCCCUCCCUUCAGCUCGGCCCACUCUGCUGAACUGACUGGUUUUACUGUGAGUUCUGGAACUAGUUGUUGUGUGGAAGGAUACAGUGAAGUUCAGGAAGUAGUUCCACACAGCUGCUGGUGUAUCACUGCUCCCUCUGUCUGAAUCCUCACAUGAUGAUGUCAGUUUCUACUCUGUUUUCAUCUCAGUCAUCGUUUCAGUAACAAGGUUGUGUGUGUGUGUGUGUGUGUGUGUGUGUGUUUGUGUGUAUCUACCGGGGUUUAAUAAAAACAUGUUCACAGAC
This is a messenger RNA of Acanthochromis polyacanthus (spiny chromis), 5342 nucleotides long. Its product is annotated as cyclin-dependent kinase 20. The record is from RefSeq and is a predicted model, not a curated record. Gene Ontology annotation, biological process: protein phosphorylation. Gene Ontology annotation, molecular function: cyclin-dependent protein serine/threonine kinase activity; ATP binding. Gene Ontology annotation, cellular component: nucleus. Lineage: Eukaryota; Metazoa; Chordata; Actinopteri; Pomacentridae.